AUGUAUAAAAGGUUAGGAGGCUUGAAGGUAUACGCACACCUUCGAAGCAAGUCAUUCUAAAAGAAGAAGCAAAAGAGAAAUAAGGAAAUGUCUCAAAAACCUCAUCAUGACGCAGAGGAAGAUCACAUAAUAAAACCUGAAGAAGGACUUACGAUUUUUAAACCGCGAGCACUUAGUAUUGUCUGGGGUGAAGAUACCCGCUAUUGGAUCUUACCUGACCGCACGAGCACGACUGGCCCUGCAGAGCUGAAACAAGUUUGUUGGCUUGAGGUAAACGGUAAGACGAAACAAGGAGAACCUCCAGCUGCUGGAAAUUAUGAAGUUGGUUUCAAAAUAGCACUUAAGGACGAUGCAUUUGGAUGGUCUAACUGCCAUGUUUUACUGGUGGCCAAGGUUGGGAAAAGAGGAAAGUACGCAUGGAGAAAGGUACCACUGAAUAAGGACGAACAACAAGCUAAUGGUGGCAGUUUGCAAAAAAAUAUUCGACUCGAGAUUAAACCAAGUGAUGAGGAUAGGCAGAUCUAUUUUGGUAUGUAUGAAGUAUGGAGUGCAAGAUGGAAGGGAGGUUUGUUGAUUUAUGAGGCACGUAUAAAAAGGCUGUAAGCUAUAAACAGUUAAAUAGGCAAUGAACUUAUAGAGUUCAACCUAUAUACAUAUAUAUAUAUAUAUAUACAAGAACUUAUAGAGUUCAACCUAUAUACAUAUAUAUAUAUAUAUAUAUAUAUAACUUUUGCUUGUUUGUGUGUGUAUUUGUAUGUUUACAAUACAAAUGUCUGCAAGCAUCUAAAUACUGAGGACUACCCUGAAAUAUCAUUAGUGAGAACGAUUUAAAUUAAGAUUGCUAAAUUCUUUAGCAUAUAUAUUUAUGUACGUCAGAAAUAAUAAAAUAAAAUAUAUGAAUAUUCUAUUUGAUUUU
Messenger RNA from Ziziphus jujuba (common jujube), 916 nucleotides. RefSeq names its product protein PHLOEM PROTEIN 2-LIKE A9-like. The coding region runs from base 88 to 603 and encodes 171 amino acids. NCBI's taxonomy places the organism in Eukaryota, Viridiplantae, Streptophyta, Magnoliopsida, Rosales, Rhamnaceae. The record is from RefSeq and is a predicted model, not a curated record. The transcript has 3 exons.